Messenger RNA from Erpetoichthys calabaricus (reedfish), 2205 nucleotides. RefSeq lists its product as uncharacterized. Lineage: Eukaryota; Metazoa; Chordata; Cladistia; Polypteriformes; Polypteridae. The transcript has 5 exons. The record is from RefSeq and is a predicted model, not a curated record. The coding region runs from base 135 to 2045 and encodes 636 amino acids.
AAGUGACGCAGGGCGACAAGCGACCGGAAGUUACGUGAGAUUGUGUACAUUCGGUGGAGUAGCGCGUGAGGCUCGAAAGCCGAAGUGUGAUUAAGACAGCAGCUGUUAAUUUACAGGAGGACGAGCGCUCAGAGAUGCACAUUUCGGUCUGCACAGCCAGUUCCACCCUGGCACUGAAGAGAUGCACGACGUGCUGCUCGCAGUUCCACUGCCCGCUGUGUGCGGUCGGCAACUUUAAACCCACCAAGUUUUCCAGAGCAGAGCGGCACUUGAAAUUGCACUUCACAAACGGCCUCGUCUACAACGGUUAUACGAUCUGCAAAUGCAACCUGUCCUGUAGAAAAAGAAGCCACUUCCACUGCCCCAAGUGUGCCAAGACCAUCUUGCGAAAGCAUAACAUGAUUGCACACCUGAAAGGCUGUCGAGGUACCAGCUCAGGGCCGGCCUCUGUGUCCUCAGCUGAAGGUCAGACGCCCGCUCCUACUUUGUCACUUACUAAAACGGGCCACUUAGUGGUCUAUCAGACUCCAAAACUGGCACUGGAGAUGCCUGGAGCUGACGCCCAAUACCAGACUGCUGUGCCUGCUAUGCACCCAGAAAUGGAGGAAUACUCCUACAGAGACGAUGGCCUUUGUGACGAGGAGGACUUGGAAACCCGACUUUCAGAGACGCGUGCAAACUCGAAGAGAGAUAUCACGGUGUUUUCCCAUUUGCCAAGUGUGUGCUUAGAUGCCAACAACGGGAUAGCUGCGGUGUGCAGGACCAUGGAAGAAUUUUGCAUGCCUGUUCACGUCCAGUACAAGACUUGGGGCAAUGCCCAUCAGAUCCGGUGCGAGCUGGAGGAAUGCCGACAGUCCCACGUUCUAGCCGAGAGGAGCGGCUUCCUUUUCCGACUUUGUGAACACGUCCGCUCCCUUGAUUACUGUACACAGACGGCCACCGAGGUGCGGCUUGACAAGACGGUUCUGGAGGAAAUGGCGACGAGUAUCCGGUUUGGGGAAGUAAAAACGGAGGAGUGCUUGAAGCGGCAGAAAGCCGCCCAGGAGGCACGGGUCCCAUUUUCUGUGGAAGUGGAUUUGGAGAUGCCCGCAGGUCACUACUGCCUGUCUGUCCAUGAACCCCAAGUGAAACAACACUGCCUGCUUGGGAGGGUCUUUGUGGUGUACAACGCUAAGACCAACACAUGGAUCUGCUCCUGCGCCAAGCCACGCCGGCUGGCCUGCCCCCAUAAGUACAUCGCCAAGUGGCAUCUGUUUCAAACGAGAAAAAAACUCUUUAAGGUAGAAUUGAAAAUGGCGGCAGGGGAACAAGUGGCAGGCCUGAGGCCUUGGAGUCCGGAGCAGGUGCAGAGACAGUCUGGUGAUCGACGGCUGGGGGUCCUCCGCGACGGACGAGACUGUCACUCUUUACUACUUGGAGAAGCAGAGACUCUGGACCUCGGGAUCUUGCCCGAAUUUGUCUUUGGAGAAUACCUUGGCGGCGCCAUCAAGCAGCUAAGGACGGACACGGCGAGCGCCAUACUAGAGAAGCUGUCGGGCCUCAGCAAGUCCGGGCAGGCGGCCCCCCUACUCGAAGAGGUGGUGAGUGAAGCAAUGGAGCUCGUCGUCAACCACCUGAUGGGCCUGGCGGAGGAGCGCUUCACCCACCUACAGCUGGAGAUCUCGGCCCGAGAUGAAGAGAUUGAGGGUCUUAAAGUGCAACUGAGAGGGGAGCAUCGGCACCACAGCUGGGAGCCCGGGGGAGGAUCAUCUUCAGAAUUAAGUGACUGCUUACAAGUUGAAGACUCCAACAGCCCCCAGACUCCAGAAAUGCUUCACGCAAAAGUAUGUGCCACCUCAGGACAGAGUCCGAAAAAACAAAAGGCAGUCCUAGGAAAAAGACAACGGAAGAACAGCUGGACAGAUGGCAGUGAAGUCUCAUGGAAACUGGACCAAGGACAACAGGCCCGAGUGCAGUGGUCAUCAGGCGUGGAGGUAGCAGAAGAGGCCCAGAUGGUCUCCACUCCCAGUAACUGUACUGGAACAGUUGAUCAAAGCUCUCCGUAAAAGUAUUUAUCUUCAGUGUUGUUUGUUUCUAACCUUCCUCUGCUCUUUAAGCGAUUACUGUAGAAACUUUCUACAAAUUCUCUUUACUGUUCUUGAAAUAUCACACUGCUGAAAGUUUUAUAAUUCAUCUGGCCUAAUAAAAAAAAAAAAAAAAAAAAAG